CAAAUAGGGAACCUCUCCUUUCUAAGGGGAAUCAACCUUGCAGAGAAUGACUUUCAGGGCGAGAUUCCUCAAGAAAUUGGCCGUUUAUCCCGGCUGAGAUUUCUUAAUCUAAGCAACAAUGCUUUACAAGGGGAAGUUCCAGGUAAUUUGAGCUUUUGUUCUAGUCUUGAAGUUUUGAACGUGUCUUACAAUAUGCUUGUAGGCAAAAUCCCAAAUAGCUUGGAAACCUUGGGGGUGAAGAGGCUAAAUACUCUCUUGCUCAAAUCUAAUAACUUGACAGGAACUAUCCCAAAAUGGCUAGGAAAUGCUUCUUCACUUGUUCAAUUGUCAUUAGUAAGUAAUGAACUACAUGGAAGCAUCCCUGUUGAGCUCCAAAAACUCCCAAAUCUUUCAGUUUUAGGAGUUAGUGCUAACAAUUUAUUUGGUAUCAUUCCUCCUGCUAUUUACAAUAUAUCCUCACUCAUUUCUCUUCUCUUAGCAUUCAACCAAUUUCAUGGGCAAAUACCAAAUGAUAUAGGUUUAACCCUUCCAAAUCUUCAAGCCAUUCUUUGUGGAGGUAACUACUUUACUGGGCAGCUUCCGGUUUCAUUGUCGAAUGCUUCACAACUGAUACAAAUCGGAUUUGAAUUCAACAAUUUCAAUGGACCUGUGCCUCCGAAUCUAGGAAGAUUGAGUGCUCUGAAAAAAUUGACUCUUCAAGGAAAUCAAUUAGAAAACAUGGAGGGAGACGACUUCAGUUUCUUAGCUUCUUUGACUAAUUGCAGUGAACUCUCCAUGCUAGUUUUUGCUCAAAAUCGUUUUAAAGGUCAUUUGCCUACUUCAAUUGCUAAUCUUUCAAGGACGCUUGAAUUUUUGGGUAUACAGAGUAAUCAGUUUUCAGGUAGAGUACCUGAUGAAAUUGGCAACUUGAUUGGCCUUACAUCAUUGAUUUUCUCUCAGAACUUCUUCACAGGUGAAAUUCCAAAUGGUAUUGGCAGACUAAAAAAGUUGCAAAAACUUUGGUUAUCUGAUAACCAACUUUCAGGUACAAUUCCCUCCUCAAUUGGGAACCUCACCCAGUUGCUUCAUUUGCAUCUUGAGGGAAAUCAUUUAAAAGGUGAAAUACCUCUUAAUUUGGGAAAUUGUAGAAAUCUUUUCGAAGUCUACCUGUCUCAUAACAACAUUACUGGUUCCAUACCAAAAGAAGUUCUAAGUUCUACUAUCAUAAUUUUAGACUUCUCAGGAAAUUUCUUAUCUGGGUUAUUGCCUCUAGAGCUAGGAAAUAUGACCAAACUACUUGCUUUGGGCCUUUCCCACAAUAGAUUAUCUGGAGAAAUUCCAAGUACUUUGGCAAAUUGUCUUAUGAUGGAACAACUAGAUAUGCAGGAUAACUUAUUUGUGGGUAGCAUCCCAUCCUCCUUAAGUGCUUUGAAAAGUCUUCAUUACCUUGACCUUUCAAGAAAUAAUUUGUCUGGACAAAUUCCAAAAUACUUCCAAAAUCUCACCCUGCUACAGUAUUUGAAUUUGUCUUUCAACAAAUUUGAAGGAGAGGUUCCAUAUGAAGGAGUCUUUGGAAAUGCAAGUGCAGUUUCAGUUGUUGGAAACCAACACCUCUGUGGAGGCAUUCAGAAGCUUGGACUCCCUCCAUGUAAGGUCCAAGGCCUAAAGAAGAACAACAAGUCUCACAAUCUUAAAAUUGUGAUUCCAGUUGUUUCCUGCUCAAUCUUAUUAGCAGUUUUUCUGUUUCUGAUUUUUUUUACUUGGGCAAGGAGAUCCAAGAGGAAAGCCCCUUCAAUGUUGCAAAUACAAGAAACAUUUCCAAAGAUUUCUUUUGCAGAGUUAAGUCAAGCAACUAAUGACUUCUCAUCAGCUAACUUGAUUGGCGAAGGAAGUUUUGGCUCUGUUUAU
Rubroshorea leprosula is the source of this 1887-nucleotide messenger RNA. Lineage: Eukaryota; Viridiplantae; Streptophyta; Magnoliopsida; Malvales; Dipterocarpaceae. The record is from the annotation of a GenBank genome assembly.